AUGCCAGUGGACACCACCAGGGUAAUCUCACCGCGACGGACUCAGAAGAAGCUCACAGAGGAAGAGCUCAAGGACAUUGAUCGUAAGCGACUUCUAGGAGAGCUUUCUUGCGCGGAAUGUCGACGAUUGAAGCUGCGGUGCGACAAAAAAUUACCAUGCGGGUCAUGCUUUCGAAGAGGUUGCGAGAGCAUUUGUCCUCUCGGAAUUCUGGCAGCGGGCCAAGGGACUCGGUUUAUUCUCGCAGAUACUCAACAGCUACAUGACAAGAUCUAUGAGAUGAGCAAUAGAAUCCGGCAGCUCGAGGAUGCACUUGCCAUUCUACAGUCCACAGUGACAGACCAAAGACACCCGCUGCUCAGUGACGAAUUGCUGAGGAUCAAAUUUGGAUCGGAGGCCAUUAACGCUCGUAAAGCAUCGGCUGACAAUGCCGAUGAGGAUAAUUCCACUGCAAAGUCGAUCGACGCCCUCGGCACAUUGACACUGGGAAGUUCGGGUGAAGUGCAGUACUUUGGGGGUUCGGCGGGGUCAGAGAGGGCCGGUGAAGAAGUUGAGGGCUCUGAAGACGAGGAUAAAGAGGCGAAUAGGGAAAUGUUUUUCGAAAUCGACAAAUUAGCCAAUUUAUUUCCAUUCACGUCUAAAGGGAGACCCAACAUGCAUGGUUUAGACCUCGUUCAGUCCUUCCUUCCGUCAUCCGAACGUGCGUCGCAGCUAUGCGACUCGUACAUUAAACACGCCUCUUUCUUUUUCCGCCCUAUCAAAGGAGAUGACUUACUCCAAGGCUUAUUGCCAGCGAUAUACAAUAUCGCCAACGAAAACCGUUCGCAAGCAACGGGACAAAGUCAGUCUCAGAGCAGUGGCAGCGAAGAAAAGAUUAUGAACCCUCAUGCUAUGGCGACACUUUACUUCAUCUUUGCUCUGGGAUGCUUAUUGGAUUUGACUAGACCUCCAUACAGUUCCGAAUCUGAACGGUACUACGAUCUCGGACGGGCGGCACUGUCUCUCAGAUCCGUUUACGAUAGUCCCAACAUGGAUUCCGUGCAGGCUAUGGGCCUCAUGGCGACAUAUCAGACCCUGGCUGGGAAGAAGUACACCCGGGACAGUGCGUGGUGCAUAAUGAGCUUCGCGGCUAAGCUGGCUCAGAGCGUAAACAGGGAUAGUGCACGAUGGAAUAUGGACUCCAGUACUGUUCAGCGUAGAAGGAAUCUGUUCUGGGAGGUAUUUUCAGCUGAUGUCUCUAAUAGCCUUGCUAUGGGACGACCGCCGGCUAUUCACCUCUCAUAUGUAGAUUGUGAAUUCCCACAAGACGAUGAUGCAUCACUCAGCAGUACGGCAGAGCCCGAGGAUGGCUUCUGGAGAAUGAAGCAUAAAUUUGCCAAAAACAUAUAUAAUUCCGUUGCCGAUGCUACACUGACAGCGAAACCACCCAGUUACAAUACUGUUCUUGAUCUGGAUAGGAAGGUCAGGGAGAUAUCGUUCCCUGCUUCGUUCAACCCCUACGUGACCCGGGAUGUUGGUGCAGAAAUAUUUAAUUCCAGUUCGCUGUCUUUGAGAGAUUUUUAUGCUAGCCAACACCGAACAGUCACGAUGCUUUACCUUCACAGGAGCUUCUUUGCACAGGCAAUGUUGGAUCACCCAACGAACCCUCUUCUCAGUCCCUUCGCACCGUCGUUCUUGACUGCCUACAGGAGUGCUUCAGUCAUCAUCAAAGCGACUGCUCAUCUAUUCGAACGAUGUGCGGCUAUAGCUAUGAGAUUGUGGUUCUUGAUUAAUCAUACAUUUUCCGCUGCUGUCAUCGUGGGGACAGUAGUAACUCGUUCCCCAAACUCAAAUAUUGCUUCCAUCGCUAUGCGUGAUUUCAACCUUGCACUGUCAUUAUUCGAGAAAACGGCGGCUCAGUCAUCCAGAGCUAGGGUUGCUUUGGGCGUGCUAACAAAGCUUCAGGAGAAGGCUAAACGGUCCUAUGAGCAGAUAUCUACCACAGGCCCUAUUGAAGGUCCAUUCGAUAACCCCGAAGACAUCGAAGACGACCUCGCAAUUUUCGGCGGGCAGAUGAAGGUCUUGAGCCGAAAGGGAAAAAUGAAUGCGCAUCAGAGAUCAUCGUCGACGUCAGGGUCGAUCACCACACACUCGACCGUUAGUUCUCCACAGUCACAAUCACCUUCCAGUACGAACGCGUCUCCCAAGUUGGAUUCUCAGGCAGCGGCCGUCUUGGGACUUGGUCUAGAUUUUCCGGAUGUGCACCCUUCACUGAUAACAUAUCUAAACCAGGACGCUGUCAGGAGGGCAAUGACGCAGGGAUCGUUACAGCGGGAAGGGAACGCUCCUCCUACCGUUAGUCAGGUAAAUCCCGAGGCACCUGCUGGUAGCUUUGGGGCAAGUAAUGCGACCAUCUUGCGUGGUGGUCCUAUUCCAGGAGUAGCAGCGCUUCUGGAAGGAAAUUCCAUCAUUCCAAGGCAGCCUCAGCAUAUGAACACAAAUUCUGAUGCACGGCCUUCUUAUGAUGAUUCACGAACCCGCCCUGGAAGCUCGUUUCCGCAACUUCAACUUCCCCAACAAUACAGCGCGGGAGUUGGAUUAUCAAGGGACUGGACUCAAUCAUUGGGUGCUGCAAAUCCACCGGGAAUUUUGAGGUCGAAUCUUUCAUCAUAUACAGACAAUACAGUUGCAAGAGGGGCCUUUGAUAACAGGGAGUCCACCAACAUUCCAGGAAGAAAUCAGGGCGGGAUUGCAUUUUCGGAUUCUCUUCGGUCUGCUUCGAGCGGUUAUCCCAGAGAGAAUAUCUUCCCUUCAACGGCCGAUACAAACAUGGGUCAAAGCUUUGCUCAGCCUUUCUUCCAACGUCUAGGGGGUUAUAUGACUCUUCCAGAGCAGUCCCAAUCCUCAGCAGGUUUUAAUCCCGCGCUGGACUUAAGCCGAGGUUCAAUGCAAGGAGCAACGAGCGGAGUAGGCGGAACCUCAAUGAGCGCAUCUGCAGGCUGGACAGACGAUGGAGUCAACUUUGCCGACGCCGUAGAAAUGGGGCUUUCCAGUGGGAGUGGCAUGGACGCUGGGUGGAUGUCGUUCAUGCGAGACUGCGGAAUUAUGGACAUGGAUGGAUAA
This is a messenger RNA of Psilocybe cubensis, 3099 nucleotides long. RefSeq lists its product as uncharacterized. Gene Ontology annotation, biological process: positive regulation of transcription from RNA polymerase II promoter by galactose; DNA-templated transcription. The record is from RefSeq and is a predicted model, not a curated record. The transcript has 12 exons. Lineage: Eukaryota; Fungi; Basidiomycota; Agaricomycetes; Agaricales; Agrocybaceae. Gene Ontology annotation, molecular function: RNA polymerase II cis-regulatory region sequence-specific DNA binding; DNA-binding transcription factor activity, RNA polymerase II-specific; zinc ion binding. Gene Ontology annotation, cellular component: nucleus. Bases 1 to 3099 code for a protein of 1032 amino acids.